This is a messenger RNA of Mixia osmundae IAM 14324, 3120 nucleotides long. RefSeq lists its product as uncharacterized. Lineage: Eukaryota; Fungi; Basidiomycota; Mixiomycetes; Mixiales; Mixiaceae. Gene Ontology annotation, molecular function: peptidyl-prolyl cis-trans isomerase activity; macrolide binding. The coding region runs from base 1 to 3120 and encodes 1039 amino acids. The record is from RefSeq and is a predicted model, not a curated record. The transcript is spliced from 7 exons. Gene Ontology annotation, cellular component: chromatin; nucleolus.
AUGGCUGGGAGAGCGCGUCUGGGACACUCACCUCUUGAUGAUGCACGCCCACAUGCUGGCAGAAGCAGCGACAACGGUCAUACUCCAUUUUUUAGAGCGGUGUCAGACAAUGAGGCACCUCCGGCAACAGCUCUACGAGAUAGAGCCACGAGACCCGCAUCGCCAGCGGAUGCGAAUCAAGACGAUGAUGUCGUCAUGAUUGAUGCUCACACUCAGAAGCCGACCGGUGAUCAUCGGCCGCGCGUGCUCAAAGCCGUACCGGUGCCGUAUGUGGAGACAUUCAGAUCCUAUGAGCGCGAUCAACCGCCGGCAAGCUCGCCUAUUGAGCAAUUUCCCUCACAGAGCACCAGAGAUCGCACACCAGAUCCGAGUAAUCAGGCACAACGGCGAACGUCGGAUGGUGCGGUCGGAUUGAGCGGGUUCGAGCCGCGUCGGCUUGUAGCGCGGCCAGUACCUGCGCCCACGGUGCCCGCAACCAUCGCAGGACUACAGCCAAGAGUCUUGUCCCCCAUGCCGACCCAUGGCUCGCCCAUUGCGUCUCACCCGGCCAUGCUGCCAUCACCGUCGCAGCCCGCGCCAUCACCCCCGCCAUUGUUAGCUGAGUCAUCAGACCAGAACGCAAUGACUCACAUGAAGACCAUACAAGCUUUGACUCGAUCGCUCGAGGCUGCGAUGCAGGAGCGUGACGCGCUACAGAAAGAGAACGGGGAGCUCAAGCAGCAAGUCGGAAGCUCUGUCGACACGGCGCCCUUGCUCGAAGAGAUCAGCAAGCUCAAACAGACCUUAGAAGAGACCCGGACGUCCCUGGACAAAGCCAACAAAGCCAAGAAGCGCGCCGACAAGGAGACUGAAGAGUUUCGAGGUAUCUAUCAAGCUGCUUCACAGGCCGCGGAAGAGAUGCGGCCUGCUAUGGAUGCUUGGAGAGCCAAAGCGGAACGAUUAGAACGCACAAUGUCCGCCGGUAUCGCUAUGCAUGUCAGCAUCGAGGCAGGGCGGGCCGACCAGCUACGGGACGAGCUUGACGAGGUCAAGGGUCAAAACAAAUUCCUCGAGGACACACUGGCCCAUGUCCAUCGGCAGUACAAGAAGGAAAUCGCCCGGCUCAGAGAUAACAACCGUAAUUCGCUAGUCUCUGAUCUACACAGCGAUCCCGUGCAAAUGCCUUCUCUAGCGAUAGCGAAGCGCAGACGCAUCAUGCUACAGACUGACGACGAUGACGACGACGACGAGACUGAUAGCGAUGCAGAGCCACCCAGGCCUGGCCUGCUCAUCCGCCAGCCUGACGAACCUCGAUUGCCUCGAGACGUUGCGACGCUGUCGCCUGUCAUAGCGCAGUCUGCAGUCGCGAGAUCUGCAGACAGGCACAACGGCGAUACGCCCGGCUAUCUAGACGAGCAUGUCCAGUCGCCUUACAUCUGCGAAAUGAUCCCACCGGGCGGUCAGGUAUGCGGACAGCGUUUCGCUGAUGAACAGGCACUCGAUCUGCACCUCGAUGAGCACCUGAACGACGUCUUUGACCUUGCGAACUUUUGGCAAGUCAACGUCGACGUAGCCCUCUGGAAUCUCAAGAAGCAAUCCAGCGCCUCGCACAAUAUGUCGCACGUCGUUCAGGGAGUCUGGUCGCAGACCUUCACGCCUGAAGAAAGCUUUGUCCUCGAGCCUCCUUGCGACAUUCAAAUAACGACAGCUAUCCUGCUGCCACAGUCCGAGUCCGGUGCUCCCUCACGCUCGGUGCUGACGAUGCGUUAUCUCGAUAUGCCGGCUGAGGAGGAUGACAUUGGCGACUCCGAUGAGUCUGACGACGAGGAGCUCGACAGCGACGAGAUGGACAUCCUCGAGGCUGCAGCAGAAGAAGCCGAACAGGAGGCUGCAGACGAUGACGCACUUCGAAGUGCAGAGGCUACCGUCAAGGCUGCUAUCAGAGCCAAGCGCGCUAAUGGCAAGACUGCCAACGGCAAAGGCUCAAAGGUGCAAGAUGACGAUGAAGAAGAGGACGAGGACAGCGAAGAGGAGGAGUCGGAUGAAGAUGCAGACAUUGAUGAAGAAGAUGAGGAAGAAGCCGACUACAUGCGUGAGCUCGACGAACGCUUGCAAGAGACUGUUCUUUGCAGCCUGAAGACAGACACGAACGAGCAAGUCAAUCUCAACUUGAUCCUGCCCGCUGGCUCGCCUUACAUCUUCUCAGUCGCUGGCGACAACGCAAUCACAUUGCUUGGUCACUACAUCCGUCAAAUCGACCCUUAUGACUAUGACCGUCCACCUUAUGACUCGGACGAGGACUCUGAGGGCCUGUAUGACUCUGACAUCGACUCGGAUGAAGAGAUCGACAGCGAUGAGAUGGGCGUCUACGACGACGAGGAGGGCCUCGCGCUCGAAGGCGACUCGGAAGAAGAAGACGAGAUGGAUGAAGACAGCAGAUUUGAAGAAGUCAGUGAAGAUGAUGUAGCCGCCCUUGCCGCCGAACAAGCCGCUGCCGCCAAGAAGAGCAGCCCCAAGAAGCCCGUGGCCGUGGCCGUGACAGAGACUAUCAUCACCACGCCUACUGCCGCAGAAGAGGACGCAGACGCAAGCACAGCCAGCGCUAAGCUGAGCAAGAAUGCGCGCAAGAAGCAGGCCAGGCGCGAGAAGGAAGCGGCCGCGCAAGCUCUGCUAGACAAGGACAAAGAGACCAAGACACAGACUGCUGCUGCGGAUGCUAAAGCUUUGAAGGCAACGACCAAGGCAGUGCAAGAAAAGGAGGACGCGCCAAAGGCAGAGGCCAAAGUACCUACCAAGGCAGAGCCUACAAAGAUCAAACUUCCUUCUGGCUUGAUCAUUGAGGAUACUAAAGUUGGACAAGGCCCGAAGGCCGUAAAGGGCAAAAAGAUCGGGAUGCGUUACAUCGGUCGCUUGGCCAAUGGCAAGGUCUUUGACAAGAAUGUAUCAGGCAAGACAUUCGAAUUCAAGCUUGGCAAGGGUCAAGUCAUCAAAGGAUGGGAUGAGGGUAUCGCCGGCAUGCAACUCGGCGGCGAACGUAAGCUCUCUGUUCCACCUGCGCUGGCGUAUGGUCGCUCCGGUACAGACGGCAUUCCUGCCAACGCAUGGCUCAACUUCGAAGUCAAGCUUGUCUCGAUGAAGUAA